Zophobas morio is the source of this 4371-nucleotide messenger RNA. RefSeq lists its product as uncharacterized. Gene Ontology annotation, molecular function: DNA binding. Bases 1 to 4371 code for a protein of 1456 amino acids. The record is from RefSeq and is a predicted model, not a curated record. Lineage: Eukaryota; Metazoa; Arthropoda; Insecta; Coleoptera; Tenebrionidae. The transcript is spliced from 7 exons. Gene Ontology annotation, biological process: DNA integration; DNA recombination.
AUGGCCCUACGUAAAAAAAGUAUAAAGAGGCACACGUGGCGGGGGCGGCGGGACGGGGGGUUGUUCGUGCGCGGGCUGGAUGAAGGGCCGCAGGGCCAGGCGGGAGUGAUUAAGCAGUCGGAAGUUGAAAAACAACAAAAUAAAAAGGGGAAGAUAAAAGUGUGUAGGUAUCAGGAUUAUGCUGUACGGAUGUGUGUAAUGGGCGGCUGCUACCUGGGACGUCGAGAUACUGGUAGUAUGCCCUUUGUGCUACUCUACGCCACUGAGUUUAAAGAUUGUUAUUUCCCCCUCUCUGGGUACUGCUCCACCGGUGCUCCGUUGCUGCGUCAUUCGUUCCUUUGUGGCCGCUUCGACACCACGAGUCUCUGCAUCCAGCAAAUUAUUUUUUCACUGUGUUGCAUCAGAACAUUCUGUUCAUCUGCACAGGCACAACAAUGCCAUCCGACGAUCGCCGUACCUCCUCGGACGCUUCGUCAGAGUCCUCGGCGCGCCUUUCGCGCCGGGAGCUGGCACGGCGAUUACGAACGUUGGAAGACCGUUGCAAGCGGAGGCGAAAACAUCGUCAUCGCGACCGCUCCCGGUCCCACGAUAAGACACGCUGUCGUCGUCAUAGCAGCCCAGCAGACCUACGAGAACGCGCAAAAACUCGGCGUUCUCGUCGGUCCACCAGCCGCUCCAGAUCACGCAGCCCACACAGGUGCGAGCGUCGAUCACACCAGCGCCAGCGAGAUAACAGGCUUCGAACAUUCGAGCGACAAAACAGCGGACUCAGCGUCUCGCGCGGAGCCAGGACCGGACCCCACGUCUCGUGGGGAGACAGAACCGGACUCGCCUAUUUUAGCGAUCCAAGACCCGGCUCUGGAGGAGGAGAUCUUGACCAUUCUCGGCGCCGAUCCUUCCGCAACCCAAAUCACCGAGUUUGCCUUACACACGGCUCUCGCGAGUCGUUGGACUCACUAUAUAGCCAACGGCUUAGAUAGCUCAGAAAAAUUGGCUCUAAAAAAUAAAUACUCACUGCCAAAAAAUUGCCCCAACUUACAGGCGCCAAUUUUAAAUUCUGAACUGGUGCCAGCGUUACCCGUUGUGGUAGUCAAGAAAGACAACCACGCACUUUCAGCUCAGCAACAAGUGGGCCUUGCGCUGGCACCUUUGGGUCAAGCUCUCAAUAUAUUAUUGACUGCCACCCCCUCACAGCCAGAGCUUCUGUCAUUGGUAUCCGACGCAACAAAAAUUUUGACAGACUCCCUUUACCAUAUGUCAAAAUCCCGGCGGCACACAGUCUUGCCCCAUCUCAAUAAGUCAGCAAAGGAAACAUUGCUAACAAGCCAGACAGAUACCUACCUCUUUGGAGAGGCCCUUGCAGAGCGCCUAAAGACUGCCAAAGCCCUCCAAAAGUCAGGCUACGACUUGAAGGCCCCGCCUCCUGCCCCUCCCACGAGGACUCCCAGGAAAAAAGACGCCGGGGUAUUUAAACCGGACAGGCCCGACUCGCCGUCAGGGGGAGACGAGAUCAUACCGAGGGCAACCCCCGGCAUCCAGCCACACGAAAUACCAGCGCAAUCAACCCCGUUAACUAAGGUAAAACACCCUUAUGCCGGCCAAUUACGUCACUAUGUCUCAGUCUGGUCAAAUAUCACCACAAAUCAAAACAUCUUAAGCUGGAUUAAGGGCUACAAAAUCCCAUUCAAAUCCACUCCAUAUCAAGUAGUACCGCCUACGCGAAAGCUACCGCGCACCCAAACUACAGCUUUGUCCGAGGUCGUAUCCCAAUUAUUAAACACCGGGGCGAUCGAGAUAGCAACACCGGCCAAAGGUCAAUUCUUGUCCCCAUAUUUUCUUCGCCAAAAAUCGAAUCUGUCCUACAGGUUCAUCUUAAAUUUAAAACGCUUAAACCAAUUCAUUUUGACACCUCACUUCAAAAUGGAUGAUUAUCGUACCGUCACACGACUUUUACAGCCUAACAUGUAUGUGACGUCAAUUGAUCUUACCGAUGCGUACUUAUUCGUUCCAAUUCACCCAAGUCAUCGGAAAUAUUUGCGAUUUGAAUUUGAAAACAACCUGUACGAAUUUACAGCGCUGCCUUUCGGGUUAGCGAUAGCUCCGUAUGUGUUUAGCAAAAUUACGAGGUGUGUUUCCACUUAUUUACAUUCUCAAGGCAUUUUAUGCGUAAACUAUUUAGACGAUUUUUUAAUACUCGGAGACUCAUUUUCCGAUUGCCUCCGGGGAACGGAAAAAACCGUUCACGUCCUACAAUCUUUGGGAUUCCUAAUCAAUGAAUCAAAAAGUCAGCUACACCCCUCACAGACAUGUCAGUACUUAGGGUUUUUAUUCAACAGUCAAACCAUGACAAUUGCUCUCCCUCCGGAGAAACGUCAAAAAAUCCACACUUGGACAGCCGCAAUACUCGAUCUUAUCACACACCAUAAGCGGUGUCGUAUCACUUACCUUGCACAAUAUAUCGGACUUUUGAUUUCCGCUUGCCCCGCCAUUAAAUACGGUUGGCUAUAUACUCGACAACUAGAAAGAGAAAAAUGCAAAGCCCUUUCCCACCAUGCUUUAAACUAUAAAGCAAAAAUACAACUGUCAGCUGUUCUUCUGCCAGACCUCAGGUGGUGGAACACCGCAAUUCGAGUUUCAAAAAACUUUAUUCAGCGAGACGAGUAUCAGCGAAUCAUUUUUACCGACGCUUCUUUAAACGGUUGGGGGGCACACUGCAACGGGGAGAAUACACACGGUUGGUGGAAUGAGAGGGAAAAAACGAAACAUAUUAAUUAUCUAGAAUUACUAGCAAUAUUCUUUGGUCUACAAUGCUUUUGUAAAUCACUCAGAUCAUGCAACAUACUGAUCAGAACAGACAAUACCACCGCGUUAAGCUACAUCAAUAAAAUGGGUAGCGUUCGACACCCAGAACUAGGCGAUUUAGCUAAGAAAAUUUGGCAGUGGUGCGAAAUACGCGAUUUAUGGUUACACGCGGCAUAUAUCCCCUCCAAAGACAAUGUAGACGCAGAUCGCGAAUCACGAACACUCUCCACAGAAACAGAAUGGAGUCUCAAUGAACAAGCUUUCCAACAAAUCGUUCAACGGUUUGGUUGCCCCACCAUAGAUUUAUUUGCAUCGCGGUUGAACCAUAAAUGCCCGCAAUAUGUAUCGUGGCACCAAGAUCCAGGCGCAAUUGCAUGCGAUGCAUUUACUGUCCCUUGGAACUACAGUUCUUUUUAUGCUUUCCCACCGUUCGCUCUCAUCUUACGCACCCUUAACAAAAUAGUCACCGACAAAGCUGAGGGAAUAGUGGUAGUGCCGCAUUGGCCUUCGCAACCAUGGUUCCCAUUUUUCGAAAGACUGUUGACUAGCCCAGACACCUCACCCGCUUGCAGCCAACCUUACCCUGGUGGCAGGGAAAUUAUCGGGGAAGGUUUACGCCUAAAGGGAAUGCCACCAGCUGCUAUCACCACGGCAAUAGCGUCUAUUGCUCCCAGCACCUUAAGACAAUAUAACGUCAGCUACAAGUUAUGGUGGAGAUAUUGUUCCGAAAAGGGAAUUCCUGUUUACACCACCCAAACAGAGGCGGUAAUCACCUUCUUACAACACUUGUACACAAAAACGAAUGCUGCUUAUGGCACCUUCAACUCCCAUCGCUCGGCGUUAGCUCUCAUCCUGCCCGGCGAUGUUGGAAACGACAGUAAUCUAAGAAGGUUUCUCAAAGGCAUAAAACGAUUGAGGCCCCAAAAACCCAAAUAUCAAACGACUUGGGACCCCAGUCGUGUUUUAGAACACCUGAAAACGUACUUCCCCCAUCACCCUCUCCCCCUCAGCCUUUUAUCAGCGAAAUUAAUUACCCUACUAGCGUUGAUAACAGGGCAACGGCUGCAGGCACUGCAUCUUAUCAAAUUGUCUCAGAUUGUUGGAGACGAACAAGGCUUUAAAAUUUUCAUUGAUGACACCACGAAAACUUCAAUUCGCAGCGGGGAACACCCGUGCCUGCACAUUCCAUACUUCCUCGACCAACCAGCGAUAUGUGCGGCAACCACGCUCACGGACUACAUGGACGCAACCAAAACCCUUCGGAAAAACGACGAACAGGCGUUGUUUCUGUGUGCGCGGAAACCACAUCACCCAGCAUCAAAACAAACCCUUAGUCGUUGGAUCAAACGUACAUUGGAAAAAUCGGGGGUAGACAUAUCAAUCUUCACGCCCCAUUCCACGAGACAUGCUUCGAGUUCUUCAGCAAAACGAACUGGGCUGUCUUUAGCCAUCAUCAACAAAACUUGUGGGUGGUCGAAUACCUCCAAAAUGUUUGCAGAAGUCUAUAAUCGACCCUUGCGGGACACAUUCGCCUUCGGGCGAACAAUUUUACAGACCGCAAAACUUUAA